This is a messenger RNA of Micropterus salmoides (largemouth bass), 1807 nucleotides long. It is a transcript of the gene nudt5, whose product is annotated as nudix (nucleoside diphosphate linked moiety X)-type motif 5. Gene Ontology annotation, biological process: nucleoside phosphate metabolic process; ribose phosphate metabolic process. The transcript has 10 exons. Lineage: Eukaryota; Metazoa; Chordata; Actinopteri; Centrarchiformes; Centrarchidae. Bases 101 to 757 code for a protein of 218 amino acids. The record is from RefSeq and is a predicted model, not a curated record. Gene Ontology annotation, cellular component: nucleus. Gene Ontology annotation, molecular function: ADP-ribose diphosphatase activity.
UACCCGGAAGUAGUGGCAGAGUGACUCCUCUCUGCUUCUAUACAAUCUCUGCUACUGCUACUUACACACGGUUGGGAUUUCACUUGCCCAUAGAUCGAAAAUGAGCAACUCUGAAGAACCCAAAAUGACUACUGUUCCUCACAUAGUGAAAGAAGAGCUCAUUGCAGCAGGAAAAUGGGUGAAGCUGGAGAAUACGACGUACGUGGACCCUGCUGGAAACACCAGAACCUGGGAGACCGUGAAAAGGACAACAAGACAAACCAACACAGAAGCAGAUGGUGUUGGAAUCCUUGCCCUGCUGAAACGGACGCUCCAUAAAGACUGCGUAGUGAUGGUGAAGCAGUUUCGUCCUCCUAUGGGAUGCUACACACUGGAGUUUCCUGCCGGGUUGAUUGACGAGGGCGAAAGUGCGGAAGCUGCCGCGCUGAGGGAGCUAAAAGAAGAAACUGGCUACAAAGGCGAAGUAGUAGGAAUCACACCAGUGACCUGCCUGGACCCCGGCCUGUCUAACUGCACCACCCAGAUUGUCAUGGUCAACAUUAACGGAGAUGAAACGGAGAAUAUCCACCCAACGCAACAGCUCGGUGACGGAGAAUUUGUUGAAGUCAUUCUUUUGCCUCUUGACGAAUUUCAGACAAAAAUAGAUGAUCUGCUGAAGAAAGAAAAGAUCGUGGUGGACGCUAAAGUGUACAUCUUCGCCAUGGGCAUGGUUCAGGCCUUCUUUAAGCCGAGGGAGCUCCCUAUACUGAAGCAGUGAAGCGGGAAAAAAAUAUUUUUUCUGUUACAGAUGGCUCCUACACAGGACUGGAACAUUAGUUGUAAAGAAGAAAUAGAGGACUUUCUAAUUGUAAUAAGAAAUUCUAUGAAAUUUUGUUGGUUUUAGACUCCAUGUAACCUCCUAUUUUAAUAUUUGUUUCUAGGAAGUGUAAUGACCAUCCACAGAGCAAUAUGGCAGUUAGAAGACACAGUACAGCUGUGUGUGUGUAAAUCAUACUAAGCACAAAAAUCUAAUGAAUUAGAGACAGAACCUAUGAAGGAGCCCUGUUUACACUACAUGUAGCGGACCACUUUUUGUCCUCAGUAUGGUGGUACUACCACACACCUCAAGGCCUGAAUCACACUCCGGUGGUCUGUCGUCAGUUGUUUGCACACUUGACGCAGAAUAUGUUUCAGGCUUUUUGUCUUGUAUGCCUUAAGUGACAAUUAGUCAUUCCCGUGUGUGAAGAGAUGCAGCUUAUUGUAAUUUUUUUAAAUUUAGUGAUUGAGAGACAUUCCUUUAUAUGUACUAACAUACUGUUCGCUGACUUGAUGGGAGAAAGAAAUCCAUCUUAAAAGUGUUUCCUGAUGGUGAAGAACGUUGCGACUUCCUUUAGUUGGGCGUGUUCGUCUUUUUCUUUGGAUAACUUUAGAGGUAAAUAACCAGGGACAUCAUACAGAAAGAUCAGUCUAACCACAGAAAACCAGAAAGCAAUGGACAGCUAAAUCAUGCUAGCUCACAUCCUCCUCCUGGCUUUUGUCUUAAGGCAUUCUGGGAGCUGAAGAAAUUCACUUGCCGACUUAAGAGGAAGUAGACUAGCCAUUUGUCACAAAAUAACUCCAGCAUUGUGUGUUAAUUGUGUUUUCUCUAAUAACGCCACUGUAAUGUACAACAGUCGUACUGUAUUGAUAAAGAAAGUUAGCAACUGAUGGGAAAUAAUUCAUGUUGUGCCUCCAGCUCCGUUAUGGUGCAAUUAACUGGAUAUUGAUGCUGUACUUACCCUUGAAACUAGAAAGUUGUGACCAAUGAAUAAAUGUGAUACUAACUACC